Messenger RNA from Triticum aestivum (bread wheat), 1560 nucleotides. RefSeq lists its product as uncharacterized. The coding region runs from base 137 to 676 and encodes 179 amino acids. The transcript has a single exon. Lineage: Eukaryota; Viridiplantae; Streptophyta; Magnoliopsida; Poales; Poaceae. The record is from RefSeq and is a predicted model, not a curated record.
CCAGCGCACGCCUUCCUUCCUACCUUCUACCCGCCGCGGUUCCGCAGGUCUUCAACUUCCUCGCCUCCUUGCGCGAUCUGCUUCACGUUUCCCCUCACCGCUCCAUUCGCGCUGCACGUUUGCACGGCGAGCAGGCAUGGCCGCAAUGGCGAGGAGCACGCGGUCGGUGGCGACGGAGCGCGCGUACCACCACUUCGCGCCGGCGUCGACGCGCGGCCUCAUGGGGUACCCGGCCACGGCAGGCGGCCCCGUCACGGCCGACGAGUUCGACGAGUCAGACGUCUGGGGGUCGUUCAACCCGGGAGAGGAGGCCGAACAACCGGCAAGGUCGGGUGCCGAGCUACCCCGGGUCCGUGCAGUCCCGGUUGCCCGUCCCGGGAGGAAGACGAAGCCGGUGGACAGGGCCGGCGGGGGCGGCGCCGCGCACGGGUCGCUGCCCGUGGCCAUACCGGACUGGUCCAAGAUCCUUGGGGGCGAGUACCAGGGGCACCAGGCCGGGGACUGGGAGCUGGACGACGCGGACGACGAGGACGUCGAGGGCGCCCCGGUGGUGCCGCCGCACGAGCUGGCGUCGCGGCGCCGUGCCGCAUCGCUGUCGGUGAACGAUGGGAUGGGGGUCGGCAGGAUGCUCAAGGUCCGGGACGCGGUCUGGAAGAAGACGGGGUUCCAGGCCUGACGCGCUCUCGGGCCGGCGUCGUCGCCCGCCACUACUAGCUGUUUUCUUUUGACAGAUCGAAUCGGAUAAAGCUAGCUGCUACUCCCACAAGUUGGGCCAUCUAUUUUAGAAUGGAGGGAGUAGCUCGUAGAAGUUGUGGUUAUUUUGACAGAGCUUUGGCCUCCGGGGUAGAGAGAGGAGUGGAUGCUGAGGAGUGAUCAUUGUUCUUCGAUUGUUCGUUCCUGCUGUGCAGUGUUUUCCGGAGAGAACGCGGAACGUUUUCUGAUCCUGCGCAAUUUUUUUGUGUAGCACCACGCAAGGGAUAGAGCAGCUACUCCUACUGCUAAUUGUGCUUACUGCAGAAAAAUGAUUUGUCGAGGGGAUGAUCAGUGGGCGACUUUUUCUUGGAGAGUUUUGUCCUUAUCUGCGCAUCAGCACGGCCAUCAUCGGUGAUUGCCAAAUUUCACCAACCGCACAGUAAGCGAAUAUGCCAAAAGCUACGUUGCGCCAACUGAUUGGACAAAACAACUGGCGGUUGUUACACUAUCAGCAAGAAAUACGCUGGCCAAAAAGUCACGCCAAUGAUGCUCUCGUAUCAGCGAAAUUUCUGGCCGGCUUACUGAACGUGUACGUUAUUGCCCUGUACUACAACAGUACAAUGGAUGGAUUGUCGUUCCCAAUUCACUCACCAGUGGACCGUGUAUAUCUGUCGGGGCCACGUACAAAACUGCCAAACCAAAAACUAAAGUAACAGUCCUAAGGUCAGGUCAAGUUUUUCAGCUAUAGGAUUAAUCAAACAGCUCCCGUGCCUUCUUCUACCUUCCAUCAUCUCCUCGUGGCGGUUAUUUCUGUCGCACGAUGUAAUGUGCCCGUGUAAUUAUGUUCCACCCUAAAAAAUAUAUAUA